AGUUCUUUAGGUGUCGUCAGUCAGACUUCGCUCUCAUAUCGGCGGCCUCUCUCCUUCCAGGUUUAAUGAUCAGACCCAAGAUGGAUUCCCUGGACAUCGUCUAUAACGCCAGUGGACAGAGCAGUAACUGGCAGAAAUAUGUUGAUGGUCUUAAUAAUGUGCUGCAAGAUUAUAACCAAACCGUCCAGGAGCAGAGAGGAGCCAAUUGCACGUCUGGAAUCUACAACAAACAAGACGAUACUGGUGAUGUCAGGAAUUACCCGAAGAAGGCUUGUCGGUUUCUACGGGAUGACCUGAGUGAUUGCUCCGGGAUAAAAUCCGAUCCCACAUACGGAUAUGCCAAUGGAACGCCAUGUGUGCUCAUUAAAAUGAACCGGGUAGUACACUUCUUACCCCAAACCAUCCCAAGCCUCUCCAACGACUCCAUCACCAUCAAAUGUACCGGCAAGAUAAAACUCGCUGUAAAUGAGACGAACAAUGAAUACGACCGUCUUCUGGGCAGCAGAGUCUACUACCCCGGGACCGGCCAGGGUCUGGGCAGCAUCGACCUCAAGUACUUCCCCUACUAUGGAAACCGUGCGCAGAAAAACUACACCCAGCCUUUCGUGGCGGUGAAGUUCCUGAACGCGACACGCAACAUGGACCACUACGUGGAAUGCAGCGUAAACGCGGCCAACAUCAACAACCGCGAUGAGCGGGACAAAUUCCAAGGACGGGUGACCUUCAGGCUGCGGUUGAACUCUUAAAGACGCUGCUGGGUGAAGAUUGUCCGAUGUACCUCCUCGUCUACCCUGAUAGAGACUGACAGAGCCACGAACGGCCUCACAAUUGUAAUAUAUUACUGACUCCUCCCACA
This is a messenger RNA of Nanorana parkeri, 856 nucleotides long. RefSeq names its product sodium/potassium-transporting ATPase subunit beta-2-like. Gene Ontology annotation, biological process: intracellular sodium ion homeostasis; sodium ion export across plasma membrane; intracellular potassium ion homeostasis. Gene Ontology annotation, molecular function: ATPase activator activity. The transcript has 6 exons. The record is from RefSeq and is a predicted model, not a curated record. NCBI's taxonomy places the organism in Eukaryota, Metazoa, Chordata, Amphibia, Anura, Dicroglossidae. The annotation marks the transcript as partial. Gene Ontology annotation, cellular component: sodium:potassium-exchanging ATPase complex.